AUGAAGAAGACAGCAGAGAGAAUCAUUUAUGAAUGUCUGGAAACGCGGGGAAGAUUGGAUGUCUUGGUCAACAAUGCGGCUCAAUUUUAUCCAACUGAAAUUGGAAAGGUUUCUGAAGAAAUAUGGAACGAUUUGAUUCAGACGGACAUGUUUUUUUUUGUCACAGGUAGGAUGAAAUAUCAAAUUUACACCAUCUACCCAACCAAGACGUAAAUAUUUAGCGUAGAGAAAAUUUUAACAUUUUCACUUAGGCCCUGAUUACAAGAGACCUGCAUGAAACGAAGGCGGGACAAAUAUCUAAUUAGGUAGCUAAUUUAUUUCAUCGUUCUUCCAGAAUUCUUACCGGUCUAAAUAUUUUUUGUGUUUGAAUUUAUCCUGCGCGAAUUCGUCCCAGCUUAGAAGUACUCCGUUCAGGCUACAUAGUUGAUGACUUUAGAGCUGCCUAAGAAAUUUUUCAAGCAAACGGCGACUAGAAACAACACUAUGAUUGGUACGAAAUCUCCCGCUCGGCUUCGUUCAAUCUCAUGUGAAUUCUUCAGCCUCUGGAAUCCAUGGAUAAAAGAUAGGACGUUAGUCGGCGUAAGCCGUGUAGUUGCAGAAGUUUAAGUGUUGUACAUUCUAAAAAUGUUCAUGCGGAACGUUUUUGCAUUCUAGGCUGCAUUUUCAAGCUUGAAAACAUCAAAUGGCUGUAUUGUAAAUAUGAUAGACAUCCAUGCAGAUCGGCCUGUCUCUGAUCAUUCCGUCUACUGCAUCUCCAAAGCCGGCCUUCAGAUGUGUACCUUAUCUCUUGCUAAAGAAUUUGCACCUUACAUUCGAGUAAAUGCUGUCUCCGGUGGUGCUAUACUCUUGCCCGAGACGUAUGACGAUCAACUGAAGCAUGCACUCAUCUCAAAGAAUCCACUGAACGGAAUUGGAAAUCCUGGCGACAUUAUAUCUGCACUGGAGUACUUGGUAUCGAAUGCGAAGUACGUCACUGGCCAAAUAAUACGUGUAUAUGGUGGUAGAACACUCUACCAGUAG
This is a messenger RNA of Paramuricea clavata, 1020 nucleotides long. Lineage: Eukaryota; Metazoa; Cnidaria; Anthozoa; Malacalcyonacea; Plexauridae. The record is from the annotation of a GenBank genome assembly.